Porites lobata is the source of this 7429-nucleotide messenger RNA. NCBI's taxonomy places the organism in Eukaryota, Metazoa, Cnidaria, Anthozoa, Scleractinia, Poritidae. The record is from the annotation of a GenBank genome assembly.
AUGACCACGACUGAAGAACCAAAAGUCGAAGAAAAACAGCCAGCUGAGAAGAAAGUUGUUGGUGAGUGUCAGUGGUUGUAGGAUUCAACGUUGCAUGGGUUGAAAGCGACAUCGAACAUGUGCGCCGUAAUAGCGUGAAUAUGAAUUGUUAAUGUAUAUUGUCACGAUAGGUUUUCCGGCCACAUGGCUUGCCCUUAUUGCUUAGAUUUCGUUUCAUUUACUGUUACAUUGGUUAAAAAUUUUUUUUGUCUGGUUUCUGUAAAUGACUGACGUGGCUUUUCGAACUUUCUAGCCAGUAAAGUGACCGGUACGGUGAAAUGGUUCAACGUUAAAAAUGGUUAUGGCUUUAUCAACAGGUAAGCGAGAGUUUAAUCUAGUCUUUUCUUUACCGCGCUCGUCCUUUGUCCUUCAACCUCAUUUAAAUAGUUUUGUUUAUUUAGUACCGUUAUUCAAAUCGCCCUCCUGAAAACCGUAUUUGAAAUACGCGAUUGGCGUGGUGGUGAUGGCGAAGGCAUCGCAAGCGAGUUUUCCGUUUCAACCUUGUGGCCACGCUGAGCUAAUUUGCAUAUUUCAGUUUCCCACCUACAAUCACUGCUCAAGUUUCGUUCUAUUUUUCUUUUUUCCCCAGAGAUGACAACAAGGAAGAUAUAUUUGUUCAUCAGGUAAGUCGAUUAACCAGUUUACAUACGUGUAAAAACUUUUUUGCAAGUCUAUGUGUGAAUUAUUGCACGUUGAAGCACACUAAUAGGUUUGAAGGUGUAUUUAAUCUUCGUUUAUUUAAACAGGAUCUAAAAUUAAUGAAUUUUAGAAAGAUAACCACCCGUGGGUCUCUUCAGCCCUUUUUUGCGUUGUCAUUUAUCUUUGUUCUGCUGUCGUCAGUUUCUUCCCUUCACUGACACCUUUUCCUGACCUUUCAGGGCUGUACUCAUCCAGCCACAAUUCUUUUUCACAUCCCUCUUGUUAUUUCUCUGUUCUUGCUAAAUAGCAGUACUUCACUCAACUUCAUGUUCGGUGUAUAGAAUUGCCAUAGGCUUAUUAUUUAUCUACACAUCAUUAUGAUAAACUUUUCACUGUCCAAGUCACAUGGUAGAGGUCAUUGAUUCACCAGUGUUGAUUUAUGAGAUCAAGAGCCUCUAAACCUGAUGUGAUCAUCUUGGAUCUACCCCAGUGAAAUACCGUAUAGAACAACAGCAACGACCCUUCUUUACUUCAAGCAGAAAAUAGAAUGUUUCCAUAGGGGGACUUUUAUUUUGAAGGUACAUUUGGAAGUUGAAAUUUGGCAUGAUUUUUCUCAGGAAAGAUUAAUAUUAGGGAUCUUUUGUUAGUGUGCUUAAGUGCAUGUGAUGAUGACAUAUGUGAGGACAUGAAUGGAGUUGUUGGUGGUUGGAUGGUGAUGGCCACAUGUAUGUUCAUACCAUACCAUACCAGAUAGAUUUUUUUUGGCUGACCCAGAAAUAAUAUAUAAUGUAUAUAAGGUAUUUAUUGUUAUUAUUAUUGCUCAAGCCUGAGUGGGCUCUGAGUCAAUAGCCCAUGAAAUUGGCCAUUGACUCAGAGGCCACAAGGGCGAGAGGAAUAAUUAUUGUUUUAGUAAAAUCCAACUAGUCGGUCAAAAAUAUCAAGACAAAACAAUUUCAGCCCGCAAAAUGCAAUUCAGCUGCCAGUGAUUUGGUUUUCAAACCCGGUGCUUUUCACUUGUAGUUGGCUUUAACAUAUAGCCUAGUAGUAGCUCAAUCAUCAGAAUGCAGCAUUGAUAAUGGACCACUAGUUGGAUUUUACUAAAAUUUGAAUAGCUAUGCCAUAAAACAGGACCAAGGUUGUUUUUAAACCAGUGGUACUAAUUAAUCAAACAGAAGCAUGCAUUAUGAUGUGUCAGUGGCCCGCAUCACAGACAUGAUCUAACCCCUCGUCCGUGAAGAAAUGCUGGCAUUGUUGUUCUUGGCCCCCAACUGAUUCAACGAAUUACCAGAAGUGUGUUGAAUUUCCCUUUAUCCUGAUUGGCAAAUAAAAUAUGGCUUUUUUAACAGGCCAAUCAUGACUCAUACUCAAACCUUAGUACACAGAUGUGGGCCCAGAACAAGGAUUUUAAAGCUGGUUUGCAUACAGAGUUUAUCAGAAGUUUAGUUCUGUCUGUGUUGCAGGCUAUAUGUGUCAGUAGCAUUAAUUUUUUCUGGUUUUACCUGUUCGCCUAUUCACAUUUGCUCCCCAAAAAAGGUAUAUACCAUCCUUGCAAGGUUGCAUUUCGGAAGGUGAAGGGGGCAGGGUUGGAGGCCAAGUACAGUAAAAAUAUGUCUUAACUGGAACUUCAUGUUAAUUAAAUUAGGCCUAUCUGGUUUGAAUCAUAGACGGAUUGAAAGCUUCCCUGUUAGUUGUGAACAGAGUUGUAAAGUACUCGCCUGGCUUCACCUGUUUACUCUACUCAAAGCCCUAAGAGUAAUCAGUAUCAAAUUCCUCCUUGCAACAUCAGUACUUUAUAAAACAGAUUGAUGUUGAGAAUUGAGGACUUGAUCAAUCAAGAUGAAUCUAAUUAUUGAUAUUUUAACAAAUUCUCCACACUUCUUAGAUAGGAAACGUGUAAGGAAAAAAAAUGAGAAUCUGAAUUUUGAUGUUAGAGUUUAAAGGGUUGCAUGUGUUAAUUUACAGACUGCCAUCAAGAAGAACAAUCCUAAGAAGUACUUGCGCAGUGUUGGAGACGGGGAAACUGUUGAAUUUGAUGUAGUAUCAGGAGUAAAGGUGUGUUAUUUCUGCAUCUCUUUGUCUAAUAUGAUAUCAGAACCAUGACACAGGUAUAAUCCUGUUUCCAUGAUAAGCUGGCUAUGACACGUGAAGUGUGAUUACAGUUGGACUUCUCCUUUGGGACACCUCUAUGCAAGGGAUGUCUCUAUUCAGGAGACACAAAAUCUGGUCACGGAAAACUGUUCACGUAAUCCUUGUAUUUGUAACCUUUUUGUAAGGGACAUAGGUCUCUAUUCAGGGGAAAGGGACACUUUUACAGGGACCCAAAACCAGGAUUUAACCUCCACUCAGGGGACACCUUAGUGCUCAAUAAGUGACUGACCACAAAAAGCAUUGAUAAGUUUAACUAGUCACAAUAGCAGCACUUUUCAAAAUACAAUCUUUCACACUGAAAUCAAUGUUCUGCACUUGUGGGAAUUCAACACAAAACAGUGCAGAAAUAAGUUCAUCUUGAUUUUUAAACAUUAUCUAGCUGCUUGAAAUAAUGACUGCAGCAGUUUCCGAGUCAGGGACACUCUAUUCAGGGACAAUUACUUUGAUCCUGAGGGUGUCCCCUGAAUAGAGGUUUCACUGUCAUUCUCGUCUGUUCUCACACUAUUUGCAGUGGCUGUAAAAUUUGUUUCUUGUGAAAUUUUUUGCUACGUUGUGGUUUCUUGUAGUAGUUUCUUAAGUGGAAAUGAAAUUUUAUCAAAGAUCAUGCUAAGCUCCUCCUUUCUUUUUCCACCUUUUGCUGGAAAUGAAAUUUUAUCAAAAAAAGAUAAUUGUAAGAAAAAUAUCCUCCGAUUUCGAAGUUAGAAUUAUUUUCCACAAACUAAUUUGCUGGUCUAAGUUCUCGGAAAAAUAUCUGCCAAAAUGGAGAGCCCUGAGUUCUCACAAUAUUGCCAAAUGGGGCUUACAGAAACUGUGACAUGGCUCUUAUCAUACUGUACUUAAAGCAUGUUUUUGCGUUUCAUUGUUUUAGGGUCUUGAAGCAGCCAAUGUGACAGGACCUGAUGGAAGCCCUGUGCAAGGAAGCAAGUAUGCACGUAAGUACUUGGCAAAAUGAUGCUUUGUUGCCUAAUUACUUGGAAAUAAAAAAAAGUGACAAUAGUUUGUCAAAAGAAAUAUUGUCUGGAAAUACCCUUCAUGCAAAAGCUUGAAAAUUAAAUGUCAGCAACAACACCUAAGAUUUAUUCUUUAGUUUCUAAAACUACAUCUGAAGUGAUUGUCUUUCCUUCAAGUGCCUAAAAGAGCUCAUAAACUUUGCUCGCUUGUUCUCCCAUUUCAGACAGUGUGAUGUUGCUUUCAUAUUCUUUCCUUUCUGAGUUUAGAUGAUCACAUAAAUUAUGUAUUAUUAUUUAAAAACAUCAAAAUUUACUUUACCUGAAGAAACUAAUGUACCAGUACCAUGAUAAAGAGGACUAUUACUGUGAUGUCUGGGGCUUUAAGUACAUGUAUCUCAGUGCUAGAGAGGUAUUGGCUUCUUGUUGAGAAACGAAGCUGGAAAGAAAUUGGCUGUAAUGUUUUAGCGAAAAAUGUUUGUGAUCUCAGCAGGUCUGUGCUCUCUCGAUGGCCUCUGAUGCCUUAGUUUUGCUCUUGGGCAAAGUUCUACAGAUACAAAAUUGUAGCUUUUGUCUAGAAAUCCUGUGCUGAACACCCUGGAAGAGCACUGGGCUCCCUUCAAUUUUUCUUAGAGGAGAGCCUUGAUCAACCUCGCAUGUUGUUUGAGUAAACAUACUGUUGAACUGAAUAUGAAAUAACAUGACUGUAUUAGUUUCUUUUUCAUUCAUUGUUUAAGAAAUGGGUCGGUGGACGUGUAAAAUUGUCUUUUGUAGGAUUCUAAUCUCAAUAAUGCUCUUGUAAUUUCAGCGGACCGCCGAAGAAACUACUAUCGCAACUACUAUAAUAAUCGUCGUGGAAGACGCCGUCCCAGAGGAAGGCCUAACGUCGCUACAAACGGCGAAGUAAGAUCUGGGGACGAGAAUGAGACCAAGGAAGAGGAAGAAUCAGGUGACCAGCGGGAAAGAAAUGACAACGAAGAAAGACCACGCCGCAGACGGUAUUACGGCCGACCACCCCCCUGGGCUAGGCGCCGUCGCCGUCCACCGCCUCCCCGGGAUGAGUCAGGAGACCAGUCUGAGGAGGGAAAGGGUGAUGAGCAGAGAGAGGAGUCAGGUGAUGGAGAGGAGAGGAGACGACCUCGUCGUAGGCGCCGUCCAAGGUACAGUUCACAAGCAUUGUGGUGUGCACUAUUCUUUAUUACGCUUAUUUCUCAAAAUAAGCUUAUGUUGCUGUCUAGUAUUGCUUAUGUACUUUAUUUUGUCCCUGACCUUAGUAGGGAAUGGUUUAAGCUUCCCCAAUCCGGCAAAAAAUCAAAAGUUACUCUGCUGUAUUAUUUUGACUUGUUACUAGUUAUUUGUAUAAGAGGGCAUCGUUCUUCAUUCAGAAUUGUAAUUGAAAGGUUUUAUUCAAAGCUAUCAGAAGUGAUCAUCGUGGUCAAAACUAUUAAUUGUCAUUGUUAACCCAUAACAAAGUUCUCUAAUUUUGAUGCAGGAAUUGAAAAAAGUCCUGUCCGGUCAUCUGGGACAAGUAGUUUUUCUUGCUGGGAAAGUAACUAUUAAAGCCCACUUGCACGAUGAGCAAUGGUCCCAAGGGAGUGUCUACAGACCGAAGAUCGAAGACCCAAUCCCCGAAGACGCAAUUAUCUGAGACACAAAAAGGAUACGGUCUUUGUGUUGUAGUUUGCCCUAGGUCAAACUACAAAAUGAAGACCCUAUCCUUUUCGUGUCUCUGGGCAUAUGGUAAUUGGGUCUUCGGUCUUUGUUUUGUAGACACCGGGUCCCAAGGAAGUCAUCAUCUAACUAAAUCAUUAGCUAAGCUCAACAAGUAGUUGCCCCAGGUAGGCAAAAUGUGAGAGUGCUUGCCCAAAAGAAUGUGCGGGAAUUCAAGUUUUUCCUAGCGCUGUUUUAAAGUUAUUACGAAUUUAAACCUGGCUUUUAUGAUGAGUCAUUUUGUUUGCAGGCGCAGGCCUGAACAAGGCCCAGAAGGCGAGGAGAGGGAAGAGCGAGGCGAACGUGACCAGGAAGAGGAAGGCGGGGAAGGUGGAGAAGAGGUACGUAACCAGCAGAGUCAUUUCUAUUUUAACAUUUUUUUGGUACUAGGGUCCCGAAAAUGAUGCCGGUUACCAGACAAUGAUCUUGUUUUGAUGGCCAGCUAAGUUUUCAUUAUUCCCCACUCUGAAAAAAAUGCUUUGUUUUACUACCGCAAAUGCUCAAAUUAGCGGCUGGGGCGCUUCCUUCGUUUUUUAGAGUGUGCUCAAUCCUAAAAUAACUUUAGUAUUUCCAGUAAAUACACGUUGAAACUGUCAACUACAUCGUUAGUCCUUUACUCAGCCGUUUUUAGUGUCGUCACGCAACGCUCCUCCCAACAAAGCAGCCGUUUGUCGGAAGGGGCGUAGCGGUGCAAGACGACACUAAAUAUGGGUGUGUAGCAGACUACUACAACGUAUCCUGAAGAAGUAGCACAAAUAUAUGUGUGCCAGUACAUUUCAAAGUCAUAUUUCCUCUCAUCUUCUACGUUCUGGCAUUGAAAUCCUCCUAUUCUACGGAAGAGAGAGGACUUUAUUUGAAAGGGGGCGCCAAUUCGAACAUGAUUUCACGUUGUGAGCAAACUCUUAGGGAGCAAUUUGAAACUUAAUAACUUAUUUAUUGCUCUCGUAGCAUCCACCUCAAAAUCGUCGCCGUCGUCGUCGUCCGUACAACCGGAGAUAUCCUCGACGUCCUCGUGGAGAGGUGAGCAUUACAACCCCCUUCAAAUCCUCUGUAGCUGAAAGUAAUGUUUGUAUUUACAACAGAAAGUCAAAUCGAUCUUAUUCCUUGUGCGCCUUGCUUCUUUUACACCGACUGUGUCAGAAAAGUUAGCACUGUUAUCUUUCUUGAAGGAGGUCAAGUCCUCUCUGACGAUCAUAGCCUGCGUAGCUGGGGUUUUUUCGGUGCGUUUUUCCUCUCUGGUUCGUAAGUAAGAGAUUCAACCGCGCGAAAGCUGAACCGAGGACGAAAAAGAAAACGAUGGGGGAGGGGGGCACCAUUUGAUAAAUGGCGACGGCUAUCAUGUUUUCCCGCAAAAUGACGCUGAUUAACGCGUGAGCACUACUUAGUAUUAAGAAAGGCUUGUUCUCGAAUCAAAAGGUUAUCUGGCCCUUCAACUCCCAGUCUCUGGUGUAGAGCUGCAAAUGACAGGACUAAAAUUUGCUAUGUGUCCGACAGAAUGCUGCCUGCGGUUUAACAUGUUGACUGUACAGAUUACAUAGUAUACACCAUCAUUUUGAGGCAUAAUAUUUGCAUGGCACUUUUAAAAAAGAUUUGAAAGUCAACUUAAGUUUCUGAUUGGUUCAACUAAAAUGGUAUCCAGGUCGGACAAGACACACGCCCCUGUGUAUAAAGAAAAAAUCUUGCAUAUCUUUAGCUUACUCGUGAAUGUUCACAGACCUAACUUGCGAGAAGAGGUUUCUCUCUGGCAUCGCUUUUAGCAUUUGCAAGGUAACUACUUGACAGCAACGCGGACGACUUUGUAAAUCAGCUAAAAACAUGCUGGAAAGGUUGUUUAUUCAAAAUGCCCGUUCUUUUUAUGUAAACAGGACGGGGAAAGAGAGAAAGAAGACCAAGAAGCAAAACCCGAGAAAGAAGAGGCUACCAAAGCCGACGGUACCGCGGAAUAA